CCCGGGCUCCUCCCUCCAGCUCUCUGACUUCCGAGGAGAGGAGAGGCCACGGGGAGCAUCAUGGCUGCCCCACCUUAGCCUGUGUGCCCUCAACAUAGGUGUUCACAGAGGCCCCUUCGGGCGUUUGAUCCUGUCGUCUGUCUCUACUCUGCCUUGGCUCAGCCCUGACCAGGGGACACUGGGGAGCCUCAGAGGGCUCCCGCCCGCCUUGGCUGUAUUGACCGCUGGCCGACCUGCCGGCUCGCUUUCAGGAGAAUCAAGCACCACCCGGCUUCUUCUCUGUGGCAAGCUCAGAGCUGAAGCGUUGCAGCAUGGCGCGCGGCUGCCUCCAGGGCGUCAAGUUCCUCAUGUUCGCCUUCAACCUGCUCUUCUGGCUGGGGGGCUGCGGCAUCCUCGGGGUUGGCAUCUGGCUGGCUGCCACGCAGGGGAACUUUGCUACCCUGUCCUCCUCCUUCCCGUCCCUGUCGGCUGCCAACCUGCUCAUCGUGACCGGCACCUUCGUCAUGGCCAUCGGCUUCGUGGGCUGCAUCGGGGCCAUCAAGGAGAACAAGUGCCUGCUGCUCACCUUCUUUGUGCUGCUGCUGCUGGUGUUCCUGCUGGAGGCCACCAUCACCAUCCUCUUCUUCGCCUACACUGACAAGAUUGACAGGUACGCCCAGCGAGACCUUAAGAAGGGUCUGCACCUGUAUGGCACCCCAGGAAACGUGGGCCUCACUAAUGCCUGGAGCAUCAUCCAGACCGAUUUCCGCUGCUGUGGGGUCUCCAACUACACCGACUGGUUCGAGGUCUAUAAUGCCACCCGUGUGCCCGACUCCUGCUGCCUGGAGUUCAGUGACAGCUGUGGACUCCACGCACCUGGCACCUGGUGGAAGGCGCCGUGUUACGAGACCGUGAAGAUGUGGCUCCAGGAGAACCUCCUGGCUGUGGGUAUCUUCGGGCUGUGCACGGCACUGGUACAGAUCCUGGGUCUGACCUUCGCCAUGACCAUGUACUGCCAGGUGGUGAAGGCUGAUACCUACUGUGCGUAGGCUCCGCUCCUGCCACCCCCGCCCCCCACCUCGCUGCCGAAGGAUGUAGCCCACCUGCCUCUCCCUGCUGCAG
Messenger RNA from Felis catus (domestic cat), 1101 nucleotides. It is a transcript of the gene TSPAN4, whose product is annotated as tetraspanin 4. Lineage: Eukaryota; Metazoa; Chordata; Mammalia; Carnivora; Felidae. The transcript has 9 exons. The record is from RefSeq and is a predicted model, not a curated record. Gene Ontology annotation, cellular component: membrane. Bases 312 to 1028 code for a protein of 238 amino acids.